This is a messenger RNA of Pelmatolapia mariae (spotted tilapia), 6881 nucleotides long. It is a transcript of the gene abch1, whose product is annotated as ATP-binding cassette, sub-family H, member 1. Gene Ontology annotation, biological process: transmembrane transport. The transcript is spliced from 22 exons. Gene Ontology annotation, molecular function: ATP binding; ATP hydrolysis activity; ABC-type transporter activity. Gene Ontology annotation, cellular component: membrane; ATP-binding cassette (ABC) transporter complex. Bases 209 to 2632 code for a protein of 807 amino acids. Lineage: Eukaryota; Metazoa; Chordata; Actinopteri; Cichliformes; Cichlidae. The record is from RefSeq and is a predicted model, not a curated record.
ACCAAUUUCUGGGCAAAUAGAUCGGAAAAUUGCAAACUGCAUUUCUGUGCAUCUGUGGAAUCGCUGAAAGCAGAUCAAACAGAUCGCCUGACUUAAACCUAAAAAUUCCCAGAGCUCAUCAUCUAUCUCUCUCCCUCUCCCCCUCUCUCCCUCCUCAUUCUCUCUCUCCUACAGAGACCCAGCCGGUCCGGCUGUCCUCCCUGCUGCCAUGGCCGCGGAGGCUGCCGGUAGGAAUGAUGCCACGCGUGGACCUGCAAACAGCACAGAGAUGGAGGUGCGGGUGCUCUUCAUCCCUUCCACAUCUCCUUUUUUCUCUACAUCGUGUCCAAUGCUGAAGGAGGCAAAAAUGAAGGCUGAUCUGGAGGCGCCUCUGCCGGCUGGACAGGAAGACUUUGCGAUCCGGUGUCGAGAUGUGUGCCGAUCGUACGGCAAACUGAAGGUCCUCAACAACCUGAACCUGGCUGUGCCACAGGGACAAAUUUAUGGCCUUUUGGGGCCCAGUGGAUGUGGGAAGACCACACUUCUCAAAUGCAUUGUGGGAACUCUGAAAAUCUCACGAGGUCACAUCACUGUGCUGGGGAAACCGCCUGCGUUUCCUGGCCACGAUAUUCCGGGGAAGAAAGUUGGAUACAUGCCACAGGAAUUGGCGUUGUACAAUGAGUUCACCAUUAGCGACACCCUGACCUUCUUUGGCCGAGUUCAUGGCCUGACAUCUAAGGAAACCCAGGCACGCAUGAACUUUCUCAUUGACUUCCUGGAUCUACCUCAGAAGACCAGUCUGGUCCGAAAUCUUAGUGGGGGUCAGCGGCGAAGGGUGUCUCUUGGGGCGGCUCUGCUGCAGAAUCCAGAGCUGCUCAUCCUGGAUGAACCAACAGUGGGAGUAGACCCUGUGCUCAGAUCCAAGAUCUGGCAUCACCUGGUAGAGAUUGUGAAGACGGGAAAAGUCUCUGUUAUUAUCACCACACACUACAUUGAAGAGGCCAGGCAAGCCAAUGUGGUAUUCUGUCAUGUAUUGGCUGGUGUUCUUGGGAUCACUUUCCCAUUGUAUGAGCGAAUUUUAGCUAGCAGACAAACGGCCUCAUGUUCGACUCUAGAAUACUUACGCAGAGGAGUUCAUGGUAUACUCAGUGACUGCAGGGUUCACAGGUCUUUUGGCUACAAAACAAGUCUAAAUCAUUGCCCCUCCACCACUGCAUUGACAGUCGGUCUCAUGCGGCACGGCCGGUUGCUGGCUGAAGGUCCCCCAGAUGCUGUCAUGAAGCAGCACUGUGCAACAACCCUGGAGCAUGCCUUCCUGCAGCUGUGUGAGACGUCAGACCAGGACGGCUCUAAACGCGAUUCUCCAGAUGGAACGUUAGACAAAAGCCAGUCAUUUGAGAGUGGGAAGGAUGAGAGUCAGCCAAUUCUUGGAGUCGGAUCUCCACCUGCAGAGGAAAGCCUCAAAUGUUCAGUGGACUGGAAGGUGCGAGCCAGACAUGUGCUGCCAAAGUGGAGGAACAUCGCAGCCCUGAUGAUCAAAACAUUGGUGCGGAUGAAGAGAAUGCCAGGCUCUUUGUGUUUCCAGUUCCUGCUGCCCGUCAUCCAGGUCUCCCUCAUCUGUCUGUGUGUCGGAGGAGAUCCAAAGGGCAUCCAGGUUGCUAUAGUGAACAAUGAGACCUCCCCCUCUGCUUUCAGCCAAUCAUUCCUCUCCUUCCUGGACAACUCGAGUGUGCAGCAGGUGAACUUGUCCCACAAAGAAGCUUUUGAGGGAAUCUAUAAUGGAGAGUACUGGAGUGUAAUCGGCUUUGGCAAGAACUUCACCAGCUACCUGACUAAACGGAUGCUCCAGCGGCAGGUCUCUCAGGAGAUAAUCGAUGGAGGAUCAAUACACGUCUGGCUGGACCAGACAAAUCGGCAAAUUGCCCUCAUGGUGCAGAAGAAACUACAUCAGGCCUUUCAGGCCUUUGUGGAUUAUAAGUUGGGUGGUAUGGCAUAUAUGGUUGCCUUACCAAUAAAGUUUGAGGAGCCAAUCUACGGCAGCCAAAACACAGACUUUACUACAUUUGUGACCCCUGGAGCUGUGCUCAGUAUCACCUUCUACCUGGCCGUGGGUCUGACAGCACUCUCCUUUGUCCUCGAGAGGAAAGAGGGGCUUUUGGACAGAUGCUGGGUUGCAGGUGUGAGCUCUCUGGAGACGAUGCUGGCUCACCUCUUCUCUCAGCUGUUUGUCAUCAGCGUUCAGAUCAUCCUGCUGCUUCUUAUGAUACUGCUCGUGUUCAAGAACCCUAACGAAGGCUCCUUGGUGCUCGUCAUAAUUCUGAUCGUGCUGCAGGGUGUCACAGGCAUCUCUUUCGGCCUCGUCAUCUCAUCUGCAAUUGACGACGAGCAGAGCGCCAACCAGGCCGCUCUGGGUGUCUUCUACCCCAACCUCAUCCUUAGUGGUAUCAUCUGGCCCGUGGAAUGUAUCCCGUAUCCUCUCCGCUACCUUAGCCUGGUCCUUCCUCAGACCUACGCCUCAGAAGCCCUUCGCUGUAUCAUGUACAGAGGCUGGGGUCUGUCUCGGAUGAUGGUGUGGCGAGGCUUCGCUGUUACCCUGGGCUGGAACACUUUCUUCCUCAUCCUGGCGACAGUCAUCCUGAAGCUGCGGACGUGACAGCCUCACCCCACAUAGCCUCCCUAAGAAUGGGGGGGGUGGAGCUGUCAGGCGAAGCUCUGAAGUCAACGACUCACCAGGGCCUCCUGCAUGUGGAUGGACUGGGGCAACAGCAAGAGGGAAAAGAGAGGGGAGGGGUUCACUGUGGUUUAAUAAUCUGAUGGGUUGAAUGCAUCAGUCUCUCUCCUCCAAAUUAUGACUCUCACACACACACUUACAAACAUAGACUCUUGGGGUCCCCUAUCCAGCUGCCUGAUCCUGCAGCAGUUGCCUUUGGCCUGUUUAAACGCAAGUGUAAAUUUAGGAUGCUGCACACAGAAAUACACAAGGUAGAAAAUGGACAUGCACAAUAUGUUAUCUAAGUAUCGUGUGUGGUCCUUUAGUUUGUUUCAAUUCUAUCCGUAGUUUCUUUAACUCGACACCAUCUGAACGGCCAUGCACCAGCUCAGGGUCACGUUUUAUUAUUUUUGUUUGGCCUUAGUCUUUAAUGCUACUAAAGAUUUUUAUGUAAUACACUUUAUAUUACAUCAAGUGGAGCAGCCCAUUUCUUUUGGGGGGGGGGAGUGAAUGUAACUGUUUUUUGUCCUUGCAGUAUGUACUGUCUAUCCUGUGUAUAUUUGCAUUAUACAGACAAAUCUGUUCAAGUUUAUAUAAAAAAGAAGAAUCUUAGCACAACAGAAGCUUUUUGUCCACAAGAAAAUGUGAAAAUGUUUUCCAAGCAGAGAACCUGAGUGGAGGAUUCUUGCAUAAUGUCGUGGGACUAGUUUUAAAGUGCUGAUUGCAUCAUGUUGCUCAGAAGGUUCUCACCCAUUCAGACUUCCCACAGAAACACCAUCUUCUCUAUCUGCUCGCUUUGGAUGUUUGUGUUCAGCUUUUUGUCCUGUCUGGUUAUGACUUGACAGGAAGUGGUUUCAUCUCACCGUGUUACCAGGUGCUGCAAAAUCGUCACGUAGAGGUGCAUUAUCACUGCUGACUGUUCAGUCUGAAGGUUUUCUCAUUUUUUUGUGCCUGCGUCUCUUUUAGGAGGAGAUUGGUGAUGGGGAAAGUAUUGGUACUGUAUCUGUUUUUUAAUUAUUAUUUCUCUCUACUUUGCUGGACAGAGUGGAGGUUCUUUCCAGAUUUCCUUUCGCUGGUAUAUAGCUGUACUAAUCCAUAAAACUCUAUUUUUUACACAGACAUUUAAUUUGCUCAGACUUUUUAUUAAUCUUUCUUUAAGAAUAAUACAGAUUAAAAGCACACAGGAGUAAUGCUGCUUUGAAUUAAACAUGUUAUGGAAAGUAGGGAGAAAAAAAAGGGAAGAAAAAUCAAAUGAAAAUGCAGAAAUAAGGUGUUUAUAGUUAGAAAGCUUGGUUUUCCUUCCUUUUUUAUGUAGAAGUAAACUGCAAUGAAGAAAUUUUUAUCUUGAAAGGACUUUUGGGGGUGCUUUGACAUCCUACAACAGAUACCACUCUUUGUUUUGGAGGGUAUGUUUCCAAUUAGAGGUUACAAUAAACAAUGAGGAAAACAAUUUUAAAACAAGACAUGCCUGUAUCUCACAGGUUGUUUAUUUUUCUGUCUUAAAUCUACAUCAUAGGUGCAUCAUAACCAGAAACCAUGCACAAUAACCUGAUGUGCACCUCCCCAGCAAUGUAAUUAUAUGUCACACUGAUGCAAGCACAGGUGUAAAUGCUGACAGCCACGUCAGCCACUUGUGUACGCUACGUCAUAUUGGCUGCAUAGAUUCACUGCAGAAGAAUAACUUAAGUGUAAACCAGUGAGCUGUCUGCCUUUACCCAUAACAUCAUGUCUUCAAAGGAAUAGUUUGACUUUCUGGUGGCCUAAUAAUAGGGCAAAACUAAACAGUUGGCUUAGCUUAGCGCUAAUACAGGAAAGGGUGAAACAACCUGCCCAAUUUUAAAAAAAUAAAAAAAUAUUUAAAGGUUAAUACAUGUUUUGGUUCAUCAAAAAAUAACUAAAUAACUGAACUAAAAUAAAAAUAAGGACAUUUUUAACCACAAGUAUAUUUUUACUGUUCAAGAAGUUUUUAAGAAGUGACAUUGGUAUAAAUCCUUUCAUCUAUUUUCCCAAAAUAUCAAAGUGUUUCUUUAAAUGUAAAAAACCUUUGAGACACCCACAGUGCUGCAAAAGCACCAAACCAGCAUUACAUGCCGUGCCAGUCUAAGAUUUAGAAAUGUUUACAUUCAUUAAUGUUUAAUAAAUCAGAUUUUACUUUUUACCCAGUUUUUGUUUCCAUCCUGUUGAUCUAAAAACACAUACUGAUGCAUAAUGUUUUUUUUUACCCAUGAUGCAACAGUGCUGGUAAUGGCAGUUAUAUUAUUAAUAUGUCCAUUAACAAGAUAAAUAAUGAAUCUAAACGACUGUAAAUUCCUCUGCUUGCUUUUUGUUGGCUUAUAUUAUGACUUAAUGAUGGAGAUGUGCAUACACCAUGCUGUGUACUGAGAUUUUCUUGCACUGUAAAUCUGCUCUUGCUGCUCUGCUGUACAUUCAUCAGUGUUCCUGUCGCACAUUUUAAGGGACAUUGUGUUCUUGAUUGGUAGAAAUAGGGGAGCGUUGACUUAUUCAUCUUAUUUAAACAGCUUUCUAUUAUGUUCAGAGGAUUUCUAAAUGGACUUUACUGUAUUUUGCCCCACUGUGAGGAUAUACUGUAGCUCUGUUCAUAUUCUUACCUCUGUGCCUCAGUUGACUUUCAUCACACAAUAAUGUGUCUUUAUGUACAAUCAUGUUAAAGUGGUGGUAAAAUUGGUACAGCUCAUGUAAAACUGUUGCUGAUUCUGUGAAAAUGCUUUUGUUUGGUUUGGUUUGUUCUUGGAAAGCUGAUAUAUUGUUGCCAAAAACUCAGUUUGAUCUGUGUAAAAUUUCUGAUUUUUGUUCAAAAGUGCUUUGUAUCGAUUACUGAUCUUAUGUUCACUACUUACAUUUACUUUCCCACACUCCAGUACCUACAAGACCAGCUAAAUAAUAUGUAAAAGCAAACAUCUGAGCAAAAGUCUGCAUGUCUUUGCAUCUUAUGAUUUACAUGAACUGCAAUGAUCCAACUAAAGAUUCUGAUUUAAAUGAGCUAUGGGGAUUCUCCUGUAUUGGUUCUAUAAUACUAACGACAUCUCAAGAACAAGCAUAUCAAAUUAACCCUUUCACGCAUAGCGGUCACUACAGUGGACAGCUAUUCAAAGGCUGUUUUCCUGUAUUUGUGUCAUGUUGAUGGUAUACUUGCAAAUAAAUCUCUACAUUGGACACUGAUGUGUCACUCCAUACCCUGCCACCCACUGGUCGUUUAAUGUUACUAUAGAUGAAUGACGUGUUUCAUUGUAAUUAUUGUUAUUCAACCCUGUCAUGCAUGAAUUAUGACAACCUAAAAAUACUAAAGGAAAAAAUCCUGAUUGAGGUUGUCAUAAUUCAUGCAUGAAAGGGUUAAAUAUUUUAGACAAGAAGGAUGCAGCACAACGUUCACUGACCUUUAGUUCUGCACCACCAAGAGAUCUGCAUUUUUCAUUGCUUUGUUAUUAAUUUCAGCAUUUAGCUGAACUACUGCUACGCCUUACUGCAGCCUGUGCAGCUUUGUGGUGUACCCUGCGGAGAGUAACGGCUGCUUGUGUCCUUGAAAUGUCCGAUUUCCCUAUUCUGAAAAUGUGUUUUCUCAGUUAAUCUCGAUGAGCCAGUUUAUCUGUCUUUUUUCUUUCAUUUUGAGGGAACGACAAGAAGUGGUUGCGUAAAUCGACGUGUUGCAAUUUAGUUUUUUGCAGUCAAAUCACUACAUUUGUUGUGUUGUUUGUCUGUGUUGCCAAGCCACCAUCAGCCAGAUCUGACCAAACACCCGUAAUGCCCUUAGAAAGCAGAUUAGCUGAACUAUGAGUGUCAAACACCCAAGCAAAUGUAAUCGCUGAUGAUCUUAUCAAAAAUAUUUUAUGUUGUUAAGAAAUUUUAAACCAUUUUUUCCAGAAACUUUACAGUGAAUACAAGUCUGAAAGUUUUCUUCAGUUCACCUCGAUAGUAUGAUUAGAAGCAGCCAAGUCUUAUUCAGAGUUUAGUCUUUUUGUAGUUGGAGUAUUGCAGUUCAUAUAAACAAUGUUAUGAAGGUUUGUGCUGCCAGGUUGAAUCACAUCCUCUCUGCUCCAAACUCUACCUCCGCUGUCUCUCCCUAAAGGGCAUGUAAAGCAUUUAUACUCCUGUGUUGUGACAUUUAUGCACUGUGAUAGUGGACAAGCGUGUCUGCAUUCAUGUAUUCUCAUACAAUAAACUCGUCUGAAAAAUC